GAACCCGGGCGAAGCCAAGAAGUUUUUCCAAUUUUUAUAUUUUUCUUCACCUUCACACUUGUCAUCGUAACGACAUUGCCUAAAUUCCGUCCAAAUCAUACCUGAGAUUAUGCUUCUGAACAAAAACAUAAAGAAAUGGUAUCUGGAUUUUGAAUGUCAAGGAUACAUUAGAUCACAGGACAUUUUAUUGAUUAUUAUAAUAAUGCGUGGAAAAAAAAAUGUUGUUCAUUUGUAAGAAUCUUUCCUUAUCCCUCCUUUAUCUUCUUUAUGUAUGUUGUUGCACUCUUCGCUUGAGUCUUGACCAUUGUAGCUCUCAAAGUUUCCAUGUUGAUUAUUAAUUUGGUUUUUCAAUAUGGAUUACGGUUUACACGGCUCAAUUUUAGUCCGGUUCAAGUCGUUAUUUUUUAACCACCCUGUCAGAAAAGAACGGUUAUGUUUUCUUCUGUGAAGACCGAUUUGCCCUUCCUCUUGUUUCCAGAGAUCACUUUUUUUGAUAAAUAUAAACCGUUACAGUCUCAACGGAACAUAACUGUUUAUAUAAACUGACACAUUCCAUUUCACACAAGACUACGAAACUGUUUAAUCAGAAAAACAGAGAAACACACAAAAAGCAAAGAUGGAGAAAACAGAGGAAAGUGUCGGGAUCAGAGUCUACACGCCGCAAAAACCAUCACCAUCACCACCCUCUCGUUCGCCCAAACCUUUAUUAAUCUCUUCACUUCCUUCACUUCCCCCAGGAGCCGCAGCAGGAGGAGGAAGAGGCCGCAAACGCCGCAUGGUCGCUCAAGGAGUUCAAAAAACGGUUUCAAAGACAUCGAUGAUCGUCAACUUCCUCCCGACAGGAACUCUCCUGAUGUUCGAAAUGGUUCUCCCUUCCAUCUACCGCGACGGAGACUGCAACGGAAUCAACACGCUCAUGAUCCAUAUCCUCCUCCUUCUCUGCGCAACCUCCUGCUUCUUCUUCCAUUUCACCGACAGUUUCAAAGCCGCCGACGAGAAAAUCUAUUACGGGUUCGUGACCCCGCGUGGACUCGCCGUGUUCAUGAAACCGCCGCCGCCUGAGUUCGGAGGCGGAGGAGACGCGUUCGCGGAAGCGGAGAUUCCGGUGACUGAUGAGAGGUAUAAGUUGAAAGUUAACGACUUUGUUCAUGCAGUGAUGAGCGUUUUGGUGUUUAUGGCGAUUGCGUUUUCGGACAGGAGAGUCACGCGUUGUCUCGUUCCGGGGAAACAGAAAGAGAUGGAUCAAGUUAUGGAGAGUUUCCCAUUAAUGGUCGGAAUCGUUUGCAGUGCUCUGUUUCUUGUUUUCCCGACCACUAGACGUGGUGUUGGAUGCAUGUCUGCUUGAUUUUUCUUUAAGUACGUUCUGUGUGUUUUGUGUAUUUGUAUUGUUGUUUUGCAUGUAAUUCAGAUAACUUGUAUUGAACUCUACUAUCUAAUCUUCACCUAUUGUAUUGUACUGUAAAAUAAAAAUGUUGUUAGUCACAUUGUGAUCAUUAUGUUGUAAACUAUUAGCAGGCUUUCCAUCUGGUCUCUUGUAAUCUCUAAAACAGUCUCCAAUGGCUGUUGGUGUACCCUGAUACACCAGUUUAUAUAAAGGUAAGAAACAACGUCUGAGAAUUUUAGUCUUGUUCUACUACUAAAGAUUAGGCUCUUACAGUGAAAUGUUUAUCAACAUCAUUUAUAUAAAGGCAACAAUCUUCCAGUCUAGCUCUCCUCCAUAUGUAUGGCUACCAUUAUUUAGAACAACAGGUUGCUAACAUUACUGUCACUAGCAUCUGCUCUCUUUCCAUUCUUGAAAAAACAACAACAAAUAUAUUUUAAAAGACAAGCAACAAAGAUAUGAAGAAUCCAUGUACCGAAGUUACUCAUCAGAAUGUAUACAGAAUCACAAACUCCCGAGUUGAUCGAAGGUUCAGAAAAAUAACUUUUGUAAUCACUAAACCUAAGAAGCGAGCAAACUAAAACUAGAAACCAAAAAUAUAAACAUCUAAAAGUUACUCAUCAGAUAGUAUCUUAGUUUAUAUUUUGAAAAGAUAUUAUAUAUAUUUCAAUUUUAUAAAUUAGUUAAUACCAAAUAAAUGAAUAUAUAGUAUUUUUACACUAAGAUAAGCGAUGGUAUAUUUUCCAAUGUUAAACAUGUUCAUUUGCACAAAAUGAUACAAUUUUAUAUCAAUAAAAUUUGUGUUUCCGAUAUAGUUUCAUGGAACAAACCUAAAUAUUAUAUUAGAAAUGCUGCUAAUGUGGCUACUAAACUUUCAUCGAUAAAUAAUCAAUUUUCUUAUGUACUAUACUUUCAAGAUAUAAUUUAUGUAGUUCUGAAACGCACAAAACAGAAAUGAAAAGUUAAUUUUCUGAAGUACUAUACAAGAAUUAUGCUUUUGUAAAAGGUUUUAUAACUAAGAUCUACGAUUCGGUAUUAGAGAAACAUAGAAACCCCAUGAAGAAAACAACAAU
This is a messenger RNA of Brassica napus (rape), 2454 nucleotides long. RefSeq names its product protein DMP9-like. The coding region runs from base 617 to 1345 and encodes 242 amino acids. Gene Ontology annotation, biological process: endomembrane system organization. The record is from RefSeq and is a predicted model, not a curated record. The transcript has a single exon. Lineage: Eukaryota; Viridiplantae; Streptophyta; Magnoliopsida; Brassicales; Brassicaceae.